AUGACUUCGGGGAUUCGACUGUUCGACGAGGAGGCAUACCUACUCAUGGCAUCGUGCUGGCAACAUCUGUCCGCUGAAAGGCCGACACUGGAAUGCACUCGAGGAAGAUGUGAGGAUGCCUCGCACUUCAACAUCGUCGAGGCAGACGAGGUGGAGCCCAAAGUCAUCUGCCCUCAAGAAGUUCCGCUGUUUGGCCGCAGGGGCGGGGUGGCAGAGCCUUGCCAGGGCGAAAACAUGCAGAGCCAAGAUGAGCCACGGAAGGUGCCGUUGCCCAUCGAACGGAAAGCGACGUCUCAUGAAACAUCACCUCUUCCGGCAAGCAUGCAAGCACAACCCACGCAGCCAGUGUGCGCCAACAAGCCAGUCAGCGACGGCCGUCGCAGACCGCGCACGGUAGCAGAUCUGGCCAGAUUCUGCGAUGACUCUGCCGGCAUUGCAGAUGGCAUGGAAGUCAUCAAGCGGGCCAGGAAGAAGUACGCCGAAUCACUGUCCCAGGCAAGUUCCUCACAGGCAUCAUCUGAGCAGCACAGGCCUCUAGAGCUCUGGACGGCGUUCUCUACAGAAGUGUACGUUUAUAGCAGAGUGUGCAGGCACAAUGCUUGCACGGCACCGCUUGACCUUCGUCAGCGAGCGGCAUUGGCAGACGUCAUCGAGGACAAAGCGGGCCCCGGUUUCCCACGCCUCUCAAACAGCACAUGCCAAGGAGUUAAAGAUGGAUCCGCUCGUGAAGAAGUUCUUUUCGCGGCCAGUCAACGUUGA
Messenger RNA from Symbiodinium sp. CCMP2592, 759 nucleotides. The record is from the annotation of a GenBank genome assembly. NCBI's taxonomy places the organism in Eukaryota, Dinophyceae, Suessiales, Symbiodiniaceae.